AUGCCUCCAAGACCUGCAAGACAGAGUACUCGCUACGCAAGUAGGGAGCCUGAAGAGACGACUGGUGGACCUCAAAUUUCUCUGGUCAAACCCAAGUUACCGGCUCUGAAAGGAACCCCGAGUUCUCGGAGGCAGUACACGUAUGGCUCUGCUGUUGAGCCACCCCCAAGACUAGGCGCCGGCUUUCAACAGAUGACUCUGAAGAACGCUGUUAGCCAGGCUCUUAAGAAACGUCCUGACGAGGAAGAAGAAUUUGUUCAACCACCAAAACCGGCACCAAAACCAGCACAAAAGCCAGCAGCUGCAAAGGCAGAUCGAGGUAAAACCUCGAAAGACAAUGCAGCACGACAGGCAACAACAACAACAACAACCGCCACUGGGCAUCUAGCUGUUGGCAGAGAUGAUGACAGCUCGCGAAGCUUUGGACUAGAAAGCGAAUAUUAUGACCAUGCGACGAUAGAACCGGCACCGUCAAGGCCGCCAGUAGUCACCGCAAAGCAACAACCCGCACCCAAGACAAGCCUUGGACCUGAAGAAGAGGAGUCCAGUGAUGAUGAUUCACUGCCGUCUCCAAUUGAGGAAGAGCCGAGGUCUUCAGUACGGCUAAUUGAGAACUUUGAUGAAGUCGACGCGAGACAAACCAGGUCACACUCGUCUCGUUCUCGAAGCCAGAGGGGCUCAACAAGACCGACUGAGAACUUGGAAGCUCCAAAGGAAGUAGCCAACACAGCAAGACAAAGUAGUUCGCAACCAUCUCGUUCUCGGGGCCAGCAAAAGACUUCAACAAGGCCUACUGAGAAUUUGGAAACUCAAAAUGAUGCACUCGUCGCAACGAGACAGAAUGAUUCACAGCCAUCUCGUUCUCGGGACCAGCAAAAGAGUUCUACACACCUGAAUGAGAGACACACCCAAAAGGCAUCAGAAUCCUCAAUAUGGGCGACACAGAAACCCUUGCCUGGGACUGGCACUGAAUCGGAAACAAGGAUUGGAGCUACACUCAACAAUCGGCGACCCAAUGGAAAGAAGAGUCUUUUUGGCCCGGCUACGACAGGUUCAGAUGCGUUGAAGAGGGCUCAACAACUUCCAUCCGAUCCACGACAACGCGACUGGGACAUUCAAAGAGAAAUUUCGGCAGCUGAGGCAGAGGAUACUCGAAUACGUGAGAUGGUAGAGCGGAUGGAACGCUCACGCUUGUAUUAUGAGUGGGUGAGAUUCACUGGUUGGCUCAAAUUCUUGUUUUGGCCACCGUAUUGGUUCCGACGUGGAGACCAAGAUCCUUUCGAUUUCAAUUUCGAGGAUACUGUGCAGAACAGUGACAAUGCCCCAACGGAAUGGACUCGUUUGUUCUCUCCCAUGACAUAUCUGCGGGUUUUGAGGCGUUGGUUUGACAAAACUAUGGACCGUGUCUUCGCCUUUGUUGAUGGUCUAUCCGGCAUACAAGUUGGACAAGUGCAUAGAUCGUUCGCCGUCCGCUUAGUCUGGGCUGUAGCAUUGGCCGGUAUCGCUUUCUUCCUGCUUUUCACCUCUGGAGCUCUGCGCUAUGUCCCCGAUUUCCCCGAUUUCCCAGACAUCGGCUCUCUGAAACCGACUGUGGAUUGGCCGAACACUGAAGAAUUUAGUGUUGGCAAAAUGGUACCCUCAGUGUCAUGGCCUUCGUUACCUUCAUUGCCUUCAUGGCCUUCAUGGGGCAGAGACGACGACGACUUUUCUUUCCCUGAUCCAUUUCCCAGGGACGACGCUGUCAUCCCAGAUGACUACAAGAAAGCAUUGGACGCACUGAAGGAUCAAGCCAAGAUCCAGAAGAAGGCGCUUAAGAGGCUAGAAAAAAUUCUUCCUCAGAUUGUGCACAUGGAUCUUGUCAAGGGACGCCCCUCAAUCAAGCCCGAGUUCUGGCAUGCUCUCCAAGAUCACCUCAAAGAAAGCGGGAGCUUCUUGAAUCUCGAAAAGAAGAGCGGCAACUUCGAAAUUUCUUCGGAAAAGCAAUGGAAAGCUAUUGUGGCACGUCUCGGAAAAGAUAACAACUUUCAAGGCAAGCUCGAUGGUAUUGUCGGCAACAGUAUCCAAGACAAGCUGCCAAACUUCUGGGACACAUGGUUCAAGAAAAACAAUGAUGUGCUCGAACCGCUCGUGGAAAAGGCAAUGGCCAAGAGACAAUCGGCCGGCUCCGGAGCUGCAUUCGACCAACAGCUUGCCAAGAUUGUCGGCGAGGAACUUCGCAAGCAAAACCAAACUGCUGUUUCUCGAGAUGAAUUCAUGGCAUAUGUCAAGAAUGAUCUGAUGGAGCAUAAAUCAGAAGUCGAAGCUGAGUUUAACAGGCUCAAGUCGUACAUGAGCGAUUACAUCAUGGAUACCGUUCGAACCGCCAAGAUGAUGGCCCCCAGGACAAUGACUGAUACCGAGAUGAGGAAGCUCGUUCGAAAGGUCGUUUACCAAACUCUUACAGAUGGCAGCCUCGAAGCUGCCGCCAAGAGCAAGAUUCAUGCCCAUUGGAACUCCAAUCUCAAAUACCAGGUCAACUUCUUCGGUAUUGGGGCUGGGGCUACCAUAGAAACGAAGUUUACCGCGCCUGUUUGGGACCCAUACAAGGACAAAGCUCAAGUAAAGAAGGCACUCGCGCUUGGCCUUAGAGGAGCCCGUCCUCUUCCUGCUAUACAUGCACUUAGUGCUUGGCAAGAGGAGGGUGAACGCUGGUGCGGGUCACAUACCGAAGACACUGACGGGAGAUCUCAUGGCGUUGGACUGUCUGUCCACUUGGGCCAUGAGGUCGUCCCCGAAAACAUUGUUGUUGAACACAUUCACCCCAACGCAACAAUGGACCCUUCUGCUCGACCACGACACAUUGAAGUCUUUGCCAGAUUCGAGGUCAAGGAAGAACAGGAGCUCGUACGCGACUAUUCAUCGAACAAAUUCCCCGACCACAUCAACGGUUGGGACUUUAACCCUUCUCCUCUACCAGAUUCAUUCGUCAAGAUAACUCAAUUCGAGUAUCAAGGCGAUGAACUGAAUGAAGGCGUACACGUUCAUCACAUCAACGAUGAAUUCGCCAAUCUGCGCAUUCCUACGGACCAUGUCAUCAUUCGUGCUUUGAGCAACUAUGGUGCACCGGACCACACAUGUUUUUACCGGGUGAGGUUGUUUGGAAAUCAGGUGGAUGAACAGGCGUAA
Messenger RNA from Fusarium poae, 3165 nucleotides. RefSeq lists its product as uncharacterized. Gene Ontology annotation, molecular function: protein-membrane adaptor activity. Bases 1 to 3165 code for a protein of 1054 amino acids. Gene Ontology annotation, biological process: nuclear envelope organization. Gene Ontology annotation, cellular component: meiotic nuclear membrane microtubule tethering complex; nuclear envelope. The record is from RefSeq and is a predicted model, not a curated record. The transcript has 2 exons. Lineage: Eukaryota; Fungi; Ascomycota; Sordariomycetes; Hypocreales; Nectriaceae.